Molecule: messenger RNA, 4759 nt
Organism: Microtus oregoni (creeping vole)
Lineage: Eukaryota; Metazoa; Chordata; Mammalia; Rodentia; Cricetidae
Gene: Paqr4
Product: progestin and adipoQ receptor family member 4
Exons: 3
Coding region: 503-1189 (228 amino acids)
Cellular component (GO): membrane
Molecular function (GO): signaling receptor activity
Source: RefSeq, a predicted model, not a curated record
GCGAGGAGCCGGGGUGGAGCCUGGCUUCCCCUCCAGCGUCCGGCCGCGCCCGUCCUCAGGGCUGCGGCUAGAAGCCGGGCUGCCGUUGCGGCCAACGGGAUCGCUCCCUGCGGUGCUCUGCCACGGUGGAACUGGACACACUGAGCUUCAGUAGCCGGGUCGCCAGCUUCCUUUCCCUUGCGGGGGCGUCGAGCUCGCGCGUGCGCCGCGAGAGAGGGAAGAGGGCCGGGACCCCCGGUUUACCCUACGCUGGGCGACCGGACAGCCCGGAGGUGAAUUGGGAUGAGCUUCCCAGCUCUGCGACUCCGCUGAGGGAGACGCCUGGGAGCAGAGGGUCGCUGGCCCGCCGCAGUGCGUGAGGCCAUGGCGUUCCUUUCCGGGCCGCGCCUGCUGGACUGGGCUAGCUCGCCACCGCACCUGCAGUUCAAUAAGUUCGUACUGACUGGCUACCGGCCGGCCAGCAGCGGCUCGGGCUGCCUGCGCAGCCUCUUCUACCUACACAAUGAGCUGGGCAACAUCUACACACACGGUAGGGCUAGCCCUGCUGGGCUUCCUGGUGCUUGUGCCAAUGACCAUGCCCUGGGGUCAGUUGGGCAAGGAUGGCUGGCUGGGAGGUACACAUUGUGUGGCCUGUCUGGUCCCCCCUGCAGCCUCUGUGCUGUAUCACCUCUUCAUGUGCCACCAAGGAGGCAGUCCUGUGUACACCCGGCUCCUUGCCCUGGAUAUGUGUGGAGUCUGCCUUGUCAACACUCUUGGGGCCCUGCCCAUCAUCCACUGCACUCUGGCUUGCAGACCCUGGCUUCGUCCAGCCGCCCUGAUGGCUUACACUGCACUGUCAGGUGUGGCUGGCUGGAGAGCCCUCACUGCCCCCUCCACCAGUGCUCGGCUUCGAGCCUUUGGUUGGCAAGCCGGGGCCCGCCUACUGGUGUUUGGGGCCCGUGGUGUAGGACUGGGCUCAGGGGCUCCAGGCUCCCUGCCCUGCUACCUGCGCAUGGAUGCAUUGGCAUUGCUUGGAGGGCUGGUGAAUGUGGCACGUCUGCCAGAGCGUUGGGGGCCCGGUCGCUUUGACUACUGGGGGAACUCCCACCAGAUCAUGCACCUGCUCAGCGUGGGUUCCAUUCUCCAGCUCCAUGCUGGUGUUGUACCUGACCUGCUCUGGGCUGCCCACCAUGCCUGUCCCCCAGACUGAGCUGUCUCCUAGCUGCCAAACCAGCUUGCCCACAGCUUCCUGAGACAAAUAAUCCCAUCUUCCCUCCUUUGCUGAUCUGCAAGGGGCUGGUUCCCUGGAAGAAGCAGCACAUGGGACUUCCGAUCCGGGAGACCACUCUUCAUUCCUCCCAGUGGAUUAAUCUCUCCCUGCUAACUUCCCUCCAGGCACUGUUUUACUGUCAGCUAGAAGGAAAUCGUUCUUUGAGCUUCAGUUUACCCUGUUUGACCCGUGAGAGUCUCUAAAUUCAUGUCUGACAGUGAGUCUGGCCACUUUUCCAAGUCUCCAGCCCGGAACCACUGCUCAUAUCUUGCCACUCCCACAAGAUACUUCCUGGAUUCUUGAACUAGCCUCUCUGCUCCUGCUUCCUGACCUCCAUCUUUCUGCCCUGCAUGCCAAACCUCUCAGCAGCCAGAAUUGUACCUUUCCUGUCAUUCCUGAAGUCAGGAUGCAGGGCAGUGGGACCAGGCCCUUCUCUCAGGACCAAGUGGGCAUUGGUCCUGCUUGUAUUGUCUGGCCAAGAGACAUGAGAGGAGCGGCUGCUUUCCCUAGGCAACAGGCACAGAUGUGGAAUAGUGGCUUUGGAUACAGGCCUCACUGGCCCAAGGACUCGCCUUCAGUGCCAUGGUCUGACUGACUGACCUGCCCACCAGAGACAUGUUUGCUCAGGAAAUUGCUAUACAGUGCGUGGUUCUAGUCUGCUGGCCAAAGGCCACUCUAGCAGAUGGUCACCUCAUAGCCAGAUCAUCCCAGAGGCCUAAGACCCUAGGCAACAUCAAUAAAGGGACAAGAAGUGCUAUGUAGCCACAUGAGCAACCUUGGGUGUUCCCAAGAUUCAUUACUUUUUAUUAGAUACAGAAGUUUCCGGAGGAGAGGUAGGAAAGGGGGUCAGAAAUUUAAAAGCACCAAGGCUGGGCCUGUGGCUCAGGCUGGGUCUAGUGAGUCCUCAAACAGGCUGAGGAGGUUCCGUGGCUCAAAGGUAGGACAGGGACCUCUAGGAAGCUCUGAGUCCAUGUCAGUUAGGUCUAGGGCAUCCCUUUGGGGAGGAAAGAAAAAGAAAUAGGAUGUUAGGUCCCAAAGUCCACUGUCCCCAGGCCUAGGCCCCGGGCUUGCUCACCUCCUCACCUUGGUUUGUACCUGCCUCGAGGGGUAGAGGUUCUUCUCGUGAUCCGGGACAGGAUGGUCUCUGGGGAGAGUGAGGGACUACAAGAAAGGACAGGUCAGCAGGGUGUUAGGGUUGAGGAAGGUAGGACCAAGACAGUUCUGAUCCUACUUGGUUCCAGGCCCCUGCUUGGUGAAGCUAGAAGGCCGUAACUGAAACAAUAAACACACACUGGCAGCUGUCAAGUCUUCCUAUCUGACCACAUUCAGGGGUCAUUUCUGUUCCUUUUCAGGUUCAACUGAGUUGGAUGUCAAAUUUUGGUAAAUGAAGCUUUUCUACCAUUUUGCUAUGUUACAAAGAACCUUCCAAGUGAGGGAAACGGCACUAUAAAGAGGGAUCCUGAGAGUGUAUGCUGCUUCUUUGUAGCAGUUUCUAAUUACACCCUUUCCCUUGGCUAGCAGACACCUGGGACAAAGGGAUCCUCUCAGGACAGGACUUACCAGGUUCUGGGAAGUAUCCACCCAGGGGAGGACAGCACUUUGUUCCUGAACAGGGGGAGCCUCUACAGAGGUCAGGACUGCAAUCCUGUGCUAAUAACUGGUAUAAAGCUGUGCUGAAUGUCACAGUUGCCCACAUCCACACAGCCAGUCUUUGUCCUUUGGGUGUGACAGAGUCCCAUCCAUCCUCCUUUCCAGGGGGCCUGGGACGCCUUCCAUGUAGCACUGACCACAGUGAUGUACAUACACACACCCUCUACCCCAAUGCCCUAGACUCUCACCCACCCUAUGCUGUCAUCAUCCCAGCUGGAGAUGCUGCUGUCCAGGAGUGGGCUGCAAGGUGGAGAGCCAGGCGGUGUGGCCGGUGGGCCUGGAGGCUGCAGCCAGCUGGCAGGAUGAGCCAGACCAUGCCAGAACCAGCAGAGCAGAGUGAUCAGUGCCUAAGGGGAAAGGGAGCAUCAGAAAUCAAGCCCUGUGACAAAAAUCACAGCACUUGGAGUCUGAGGUAGGAAGAUAAUGAGUUCAAGGACAUCCUGGUCUAUACAGUAAGUUAAAAGGGAGACUAGGUAGAUCCCCUGAGCAAGGAACAGUUGGAGUAUACCAGUAAGCACCAUAGAGGCUUACCUGUAACAGGGCCCAACCUCGACUUAGGGCUUCUGCAGCCGUAUACCACAGAACAUUCCAGGGACGUGGCUGCCUCAGCAUGGGCAGGGCCAGCAGGGCCUCAGCUGUGGCUCGCAGCUGGGGGUUAGGCUCCAACAUCAUGGUGAGGACAGAACGAAGCUCAGAAGACAGACCUGUUCAUGAGGCAGAGCCAUGCAUGUCACGUAGCUCAAUGGUGUCCCUACUACUAGCCACCCCUUGCCAGAGAAGCUGAUAGUAGUUGGCGCAUUUCCUGAGCCCCCACUCACCAGCAGUGAACUCAGGGGGCAAGUAUCCCUGGCGCAGCUGCUGCCAGCCCUCCCCACUAUGGGGUAGUUCCAUGUUGCAGGCCACUUCCAAGAUGGUGAGACCCAGGCUAGUCAGGUCAGGGCAUGAAGAAAAAGAGAGGCAAAGUCAGCUUUGUGACAGAGAUCCCAGUCCUAUGCAGCAUCUUGGUAAGAAAAGGCUGCUCUUUUCUCCCAUAAACCAUGAACUUAGUGUAAAAGGGGUGAGGAGCUUUGAGGAGGCCUCUAGAAGGCCAGUGAGCAGCAGUCAAGAUGGAGACCUUGCUGUGAAGCAGAGACCACACACUUAAGCAGUUAGCAUGUUGCAGUGGAGGUCCAUCAGAACCCCACUGGCAUGUAAAUUAGUUUCUAUGAAUAUUAGGGUUACACCAUCAUUCUGUAGAAAUAACCAGACUACAACUGAGGCAGAGUAGUAGUAGCCAGUGUGGACUCAGAACCCUGGGUAGUCUCAGAUGCGGCCCUCAAUCUCGCUGCACCCUCCUCUUCCAGUGCUGGGGCAUACCCACAGAGCUGCUAGCCAAGCAGAUGGCCAGCCUACAGUGUAAAGGCUUCUAGAGGGUUUGUUGCUUACUCUAGUGACCCUCAGCUAAUGGGCAGGGGCAACACCUCCUAGGCCUGAAUGCCUUCCUACCCUAGUAGCAGGAAAGAACUCCUCUGUUGGGCAGUCCCCCUUUCUGUUGAUCAGUCCUCAAUAAGGGCCUCAUAUAGUCUUUCAUGACCUCGCCACAUCCCAGCCUUACCUGAACACAUCUGCGGCUGUCCCGUAGGAGCCCUGCAGCAAUUCUGGGGCCAUGUAGCGUGGGUCUCCCUCCUGGGCCUCACCAGCGCCAGUUGAACCCAAAUCCACCAGUAGUCCAAAGUCACCCAGCUUGCAGCGGCCCCGGGGCCCCAAGAAGAUGUUGGCAGGCUUGACAUCAAGGUGAACUAGGCCUUGACUAUGGAGAUGAUCCAGAGCCAGAAGAGUGUCCCGCAAGUAGCCCCAAACCUGGGCUUCUGGCAGGCUGGC